Molecule: messenger RNA, 1073 nt
Organism: Electrophorus electricus (electric eel)
Lineage: Eukaryota; Metazoa; Chordata; Actinopteri; Gymnotiformes; Gymnotidae
Gene: mrpl15
Product: mitochondrial ribosomal protein L15
Biological process (GO): translation
Cellular component (GO): mitochondrial large ribosomal subunit
Molecular function (GO): structural constituent of ribosome
Source: RefSeq, a predicted model, not a curated record
CCGCCAUAACACUCGCCCUUGAAAGUUGACGAGCUCGCGAGCUGGACAGCAGAUGAAAAGGCAAACAAAUGUCUGCGUCCAGUACUGUUGGGGGAAAAACUCUAGACGUUGUGAAAAAUUUACCGCGGAUAACACUAGCCAAUCUCCGACCGAAUCCCGGUGCAAGACAAAAUGCGAAGCGGCGGGGCCGCGGCAUGCAUGGUGGCAAUAGGAGUGGGCGGGGUCACAAAGGUGAACGACAGCGCGGUAACCGCCCCCGCCUGGGCUUUGAGGGAGGGCAGACACCAUUCUACCUGAUUAUCCCCAAGUAUGGAUACAACGAGGGACACAGCCGUCGGCCGCAGUACCCGCCGCUGUCUCUGCGGAGGUUGCAGUAUUUGAUAGAUGUGGGGCGUGUGGACCCCUCUCAGCCCAUAGACCUCACUCAGCUGGUGAACAGCAGAGGGAUUACCAUCCAGCCUCUAAAACGUGACUAUGGAGUCCAUCUAGUAGAUGAGGGAGCUGAUAUAUUCUGUGCUAAGGUGAACCUGGAGGUUCAGCUUGCAUCUGAAGCAGCCAUUGCUGCAGUGGAACGUAAUGGUGGUGUAAUCACAACCAGCUACUAUGACCCUCGCAGCUUACAGAUUCUCAUCAAACCAGUACCCUUUUUCAUGACUGGACAGCCACUUCCCAAACGAAUGUUUCCUGGUGAAGACCUCCUUCUGUACUACACGGACGCUAAUAACCGUGGCUACCUCGCUGACCUGGAAAAGAUUGAGGCUGCCCGGAAAGCGCUAGCAUUUAAAUACGGCUACACUUUACCAAAUAUUUCAUUGGAGACUGCUUGCAAAAUGUUGGCAGAGCGGAAGGACCCCCGACAGAUUUUUUUUGGUUUGGCACCGGGCUGGGUAGUGAACAUGGCAGAAAAGAAGAUACUGAAACCCACCGACAAGGAUUUGUUGGAGUACUAUAAUUCAUAAUGUUUCAUGUAACUCAUUUACACACAAUAUGCCAAUUUCAUUGAAUAACCUUUGAAUAUGUAAAUAUGUAUUAUUAUUUACAUUCACUAGUAAUAAAUAUAUUGCUGAUCCUUA